AAUGACCAGCAAGUGUAUUGUGAAACCCGGAACAAUCCAUUUUCUCAUUACUCAGUCAUUUCUAUGUUUGUUCCUCUCUCCUACAUUUCCUGGAAAUAUCCAAACGGAACAUUCCUCAACUCCAUCAAUUAAUUAUAACAUUCCUCAAUUCCAGCAAUUAAUUAUCUUUUUAUUUACUCUUGCAUUGUUUAUUUUUUAUUUAUUCUUACCAGUAAGAUGGUGUUCUCUUACAAGAUCUUGUUUCUGUUUUGUGUUGCGUGUUUGAGAUCAACUAGCUUCGUCGAGUCUCGCAAUGUGACUGAUCUUCAGGCCCUGCUUGAAUUUAUGUCCAAAAUCACUCAUGAUCCUUUUCAGCUUUUGAGCUCAUGGAAUGCUACCACCCAUUUUUGUCGCUGGCAAGGCGUGACCUGCGGCCGCGGCCGGAGAGUCACGGUGCUGAACUUGCAGUCUGCAAGACUGUCAGGCUCUAUAUCACCUUAUAUCACCAACUUAAGCUAUAUGAAGUCACUCAAUCUUCAAAAUAAUAGCUUCAGUCAUGAAAUCCCACAACAGAUUGGGCAUUUAAGUUACCUGGAAGAGCUCAACUUGAGCAAUAAUUCUUUAACUGGGAAAAUUCCUACAAGUAUAUCGAAAUGCUCAAAUCUGAUUGUUAUUCAAUUGGGUUAUAACAAGCUGCAAGGAGUUGUUCCUGAAGAACUCGGUGCCCUCUCGAACCUGCAAGUUGUUUCUAUGCCUGCAAACAAACUGACAGGAAAAAUCCCCGAUUCGCUUGGAAAUAUGUCACAGCUUUAUGAAUUGUUUCUCUCUGACAAUCAAUUGGUUGGCAAGGUACCAGACUCUCUAGGCCAGUUGAGAAAGCUGAAAGUGUUGGCUCUUAGAUCAAAUGAGCUUUUCGGUACAAUUCCUUCGUCACUCUUCAAUAUUUCUUCUCUCCAGCACAUAGACAUAGCACAGAAUCAUUUCCAUGGAAAUCUUCCAUCAGAUUUCGGGUUGUUGCUUCCCAAUAUUCGAUGGUUUGCAAUCGACUCAAACGAGUUUACAGGGAAAAUUCCUGCUUCAUUCUCUAAUGCCACAAAUCUUGAAUUAUUGUCUCUGAUCGAAAACAAUCUUACUGGAGAAGUUCCUUGUCUAGCAAAGUUACAUAAGCUUCGGGCUUUUUCCGUUAGUUUCAACAAUCUCGGAACAGAAAGAGCUGAUGACUUGAACUUUCUCCGUUCUCUGACCAACGCAACAGCGUUGGAACAUCUAGGCAUCAAUGGAAAUAGCUUUGGAGGAGUCUUACCUGACACCAUAGCCAAUCUUUCUACUAGUCUGAGAGUAUUGUUACUCGAUAACAAUCGAAUAUUUGGAAGCCUUCCAUUUGACAUAGGAAAUCUUGUGAGGUUAGAAGAUUUUGAAAUGUGGAAUAAUCAACUCUCAGGUUUCAUUCCAGAGAGUAUUGGAAAGCUUCAAAAUCUAAUGGUAUUGGCUUUGAACAAUAAUAUGCUUUCAGGAAACCUUCCAUCCUCUGUCGGAAACUUGACGAGUUUAGUUCAAUUUCUAGUACAAAAUAACAAUCUUUCAGGGAGGAUUCCUUCAGAUCUUGGCAGAUGUCAAAAUUUGGUUGGAUUGGAUCUUUCUGAGAACAAUUUUACUGGUUCCAUACCCUCUGAAAUUUUAAGGAUUUCUUCAUUGUCAACUCAUCUUAAUUUAUCUGGAAACAAUUUGUCCGGUAACUUGGCAAUUGAAGUAGGAAAUCUGAAUAACCUAAGGGAACUCGAUGUUUCAGGAAACAAAUUAUCAGGCAAAAUUCCAAGCUAUCUUGGUAAUUGCAUAAGCCUGGAGAUACUAAAAAUGGAUGGAAAUAACUUUCAAGGGCUGCUUUCUUCAUCCUUGAGUUCAUUGAAUGCUCUAAGGAUUUUAGAUUUAUCUCACAAUAACUUGUCGGGUGAAAUUCCAGAGUUUUUGUCAAGUUUUGGUGUAUUGCAGUUUUUGAACCUCUCGUACAACAAUUUUCAAGGCAUAAUGCCCAGAAAAGGGGCAAUCUUUCAGAAUGCAAGUGCUAUUUCAGUGGAAGGAAACAAUUUGCUUUGUGGAGGAAUUUCUGAAUUCCAAUUACGCAUAUGCAAUUCUAGAACGAAGAAAACGAGUAGAUCGACACUAGGAUUGAAGACAGCUAUUGCUGCAAUUUCAGGAAUCAUAUUGUUAUUUUUUAUUAGUUUCUGGAAGCUCAGCAGGCAGACGAAACUGAAACAAAGAACUGAUCAAGAAUACUUUUCGUACAAGAAUAGGAUGAUGGAAUUGUCUUACCACACACUCUAUAAAGCUACUGAUGGAUUUUCUUCAGCAAAUAUGAUCGGAAUGGGCGGUUUUGGAUCAGUCUAUAAAGCCUGGCUUGACAGAGAAAAAGAAGCUUUAGUUGCGGUCAAGGUGUUUAACCUUACACGUGGCGGCGCUAACAAGAGCUUCUUAGCUGAAUGUGAAGCGUUAAGAAACAUCAGACAUCGGAAUCUUGUGAAGGUGAUAACCGCAUGUUCAAGUGUUGAUUAUGAUGGAGAUGAGUUUAAGGCUCUGGUUUUUGAGCUCAUGGUCAAUGGUAGCCUAGACAAGUGGCUGCAUUCAAAAACAAGAAACUUGAAUCUUCUGCAGAGACUAAAUAUAGCUAUGGAUGUUGCGUGUGCGCUUGAAUAUCUGCAUCAUCAUUGCAAACCACAAAUUGUUCAUUGUGAUUUGAAGUCGAGUAAUAUUCUUGUCGAUGAAGAGAUGAUUGGACAUGUGAGUGAUUUUGGGUUAGCUAGCUUCAUUCUUCAGUCAGCUCAAAAUAAUUCUACUCAAAUCAGCUCAAUGGGAGUCAGAGGAACAAUCGGUUAUGCUCCACCUGAGUAUGCAAUGGGAAAAGAAGUUUCGACGUGUGGCGAUAUAUACAGUUACGGAAUCCUCUUGCUGGAAAUGUUUACUGGAAAGAGGCCUGUAGAUAAAAUGUUUAGACAAGGUUUAAGUCUUCAUAACUAUGUAAAGACUGCAUUGCCAGAUCGAGGGGUCGAGAUUGUCGAUCCAAUUCUACGUUCUGAGAUCGAAGAAAGCGAGACAAGCAUAGAUGGUUCCGAUGGUGAGAUAUGCGCAGGCAGAAGUACUAACAGGCUAAUUGUAUGCUUGAAUGGGAUACUUAAAGUUGGAAUUUAUUGUUCCGUUGAUUCGCCUAUAGAACGGAUGAGCAUUCUCGUUGCUAUAAGGAUGUUGACAUCGAUAAAGAACGAACUAGUUGGAGUAAUCGGAAUUGGAAUUCGCAGCGAAAGACAGUCUUCUACUAGUAUUCAAUCAAAGAUAAGGAAUAUUAGGGAUCUGCUCUGACCAAAUAGCAAAUUGUUUAUGUUAUGAUUAUAUAAUUUGUCACUGGAAGCACUUCUAUAAAUUAUAGCACUAUAUACAGGUGAUAGUUCAAGAAAAUGCAAGCCAAUUUUCUGAAAUUUUAUGAAGACAAAACAAAUUGUCUUUAACCAUAUAAUAUGAUUUAAUAUUUUUUAUUUA
Mercurialis annua (annual mercury) is the source of this 3507-nucleotide messenger RNA. Its product is annotated as probable LRR receptor-like serine/threonine-protein kinase At3g47570. The record is from RefSeq and is a predicted model, not a curated record. The coding region runs from base 217 to 3330 and encodes 1037 amino acids. Gene Ontology annotation, biological process: protein phosphorylation. Gene Ontology annotation, molecular function: protein kinase activity; ATP binding; protein binding. Lineage: Eukaryota; Viridiplantae; Streptophyta; Magnoliopsida; Malpighiales; Euphorbiaceae. The transcript is spliced from 3 exons.